Molecule: messenger RNA, 1038 nt
Organism: Erigeron canadensis
Lineage: Eukaryota; Viridiplantae; Streptophyta; Magnoliopsida; Asterales; Asteraceae
Product: fasciclin-like arabinogalactan protein 11
Exons: 1
Coding region: 74-829 (251 amino acids)
Source: RefSeq, a predicted model, not a curated record
UGCCUUCACAUACACACACAGACAUUCACAUAUUUUUCAAGUAUUCACCUUACAUAUUCUUGAAGAAUAAAAAAUGGCUACAUUUUUUCACACUUUCAAAUAUUCACUCUUAUUAUUAAUCAUCAUUCAAUGCACCAGCAUUACCACUACCCUAGCUCAAGCUCCAGCUCCUGCACCAUCCGGCCCAACCAACAUCACAAAAAUCCUAGAAAAAGCCGGUCAAUUCACAACCCUAAUACGGCUAAUGAAAACCACACAAGUUGGUGAUCAAAUCAACACACAACUUAACAACUCCAACGGCCAAGGGAUGACGGUUUUUGCUCCAACUGACAAUGCUUUCUCUAGCCUUAAAGCAGGAACAUUAAACUCUCUAUCCGACGAGCAAAAAGUUGAGUUGCUACAAUUUCAUGUCAUGCCAAACUAUUACACUACUUCACAGUUUCAAACCAUUAGUAACCCGUUAAGGACACAAGCCGGGGAUAGUGCUAGUAACAAGUUUCCCAUGAAUAUAACCACCUCAGGGAACCAAGUGAACAUUACAACCGGUGUGGUGAAUGCCACGCUGGCAAAUACUAUCUACACUGAUGGUUCACUUGCAGUGUAUCAAGUGGACACAGUUUUGUUACCCAUGAGUUUGUUUGGCCCGCCGCCUGCUCCAGCUCCGGCUCCAUCACCUUUGAAAAAGAAGAAGUCUGGUGCUGAUGAUGACACCCCGGCCACUGAUGACGGUGCCAGUGCUGAUGCUUCUGGCGCGGCUGUUUAUUAUGGUCAUUUGCACCACGGGUUGUAUAUUGGAGUGAUUGGGUUCAUUGCAAUGUUCUGUCUGUGAAAACAGAGGAUUGGUGACAUGCUGGAAAUGAGAAUGGGCCUACUUUUGGGAUGAUAUUAUUUUUGUUUAAUUUCUAAGGUGAUUUGGGUUAAGAGUAGGAUGCAUUGCGUGCUUUUUGAAUAAUUAAAACCUUUGUCAUCUAUGUCAUUUUUUUCUUUUUUGUAAUUUGAUGAAUAUAUGAUCGAGUAUGUACAAUUAAUUGAGUUUCA